GAGGCGCACGUGUUGCGGAAGUAAAGCUGACCUGGUGUGAAAUGGAUUUGUGUAUUAUUGUGUGCGAAAUGUUUUAGUAAAUUGAGACAUAUGUGCUUUUAUCUGUUGUAGAUGUCUGCAAGAGCGUUGUGGCGUCAAGCAGCUACGCUGCGCGUGUUCGCCCAUUCACCAUGCAGGCCAGUGUACAGAGCUCAGCAUCUCUCAUCAGAGAGGAACCAUGGAAAAGUCCAGAAGGAGAAAAAGAGACAUACGGCGCAACAGGCACCAAGUGCAGAAAGUGGCGAGAGGUGCUCGCUGGUGUACAAUCCCUCUGCUUACUACCAAUCCAGAGCAGAGCACUCUGCCAUCCAGAGAGGUUCGGUGAGAGAAAAGGAAACCUCUCAGCCCAUCCCAGGUGCUGGAUUCAGACAGCAGAGUAAUCACUAUACAAUCGGUUCUUCACGCUACUUAUCCAUCUCUAAAAACGCCCAGCAUGGUUUUGUUUUUAAUAGAGAUGUAGCUGACAAAGAGCGUAAAUUUGAUCAUCCUAAAGAUGAUAUCGCUACGUAUAUAAAAAGGGACACGCGUGCCUUCCAGAGAUGUAGGCCUGAGUACAGCAUGAUGACUUAUGACGUGUCCCAGCGUCCACCUACUCUUCAGAUAAAAGAUGGCUUGUCACUACUUCAUAAAGCAGCCUUGAUGAAAAACAUUGAUGCCUCAGAUAUAGCUCAUGUUUUUUGUGAACUUGGCUGCUUGGAACUCGAACAGACUGUGACGGUCAGAGCCAACAUGCGGUUCUCCACGCUGUUGUACAACAGUGUGGAGAACCUGCAGAACUUCACACAUCUGCAGCUGAUUGAGAUUUUGCGUGCCUUUGUGAGAAUAAGAUUGUCCCACCACCACAGCAUACUGGACUUGUACGAAGCUGAAUUCAGCCAUCGGACCAACGACAUGGAGCUGCACCAACUUCUACUUGUGGCUGACCUCUGGCGAUGCCUCGGCCGGUCAGUCCCGCAGUACGUGGACAAAUUGUGUGACUGCAUUAGCAAGCAUUUUAACCAGAUGGGUCCAGCAGAGCUAGUCCAGUUUGUCUAUAUACUAGGAGAAAGCCGACAGUGCCCUGCAUUUGUUCUUAAGGGUCUAGAAGGCAUUAUAAUGCGCCAUCUGGAAGAGCUGAAGGGUGAAGAAGUGGGUGCUGUUUGCUUGGGUCUGUUUAAAACUCAGAACUCGCUCUCGGAGCAAGCAUUGCGCAGGCUUGUGGACCGAGCCUGUGUUGUAGUUAAGGAAAUGAGUGACUUUGGCAUUGUGAAUGUGAUGAAACUAAUAAGAUUCAGCCACUUGGACCACCUUCCCUGGUUGGAGAUGCUGAGUUCUGAAGUGCCCCGCCGUGCUCCGCAGAUGGCUGUCCAGGGCUUGAUGCACAUCGCUUUGACCUGCUCUGCACUGCACUACCGUAAUGACAAUGUUCUCCUGGCUGUAGCAAAACACCUGCCCCAGUUACCAUUUCAGUACAGGAGCAAAGAUGCUGCUAAGCUUCUGUGGGCGUUUGGCAACCUGGGCAUUCUUCCCAGCCAGUGCCCAAACCUUCACCCUCGACUCACAGAAGCCCUGCGAGACCGAGAAUCGGAAUUCCGCACUUACCCUGAACACCUCCUGACGGCCCUGCUUGGCUUGGCAUUUGUGGGUCAGUUCCCUCAUGAUUUGCUGAGUUUGGCUUUAAGCCCCGAAUUCACAAACCAAGUGACAGGAUUGAUGGAUUUGAAGAAGGAUCUCUUCACACUGGAUGGUACAGUAGCGAUUGAGCUGCCUGGCUGGACCGGGGCACGGAUAAACCCCGCAAUCCAGGAGGAGGUGACUAAACAGUUGUGGGACUUUGCCCAGUCAGAAUUGUGUCAGAAACCAGAGGUUCUUGAGGCAGAGGCUGUUCUGCAGGAACUGCUGGGAGGAAAGGUAUUCGUGCACAAGCGAAUGAUCCUACCGCACAUGCGCUCUAUCGACCUCGAAGUGCACUUGGAUCCCAGUGGAAAUCCUCUGCCUGUUGCAUCUGAGACCUACCAAAGCCACUGUCAUCCAGAUAAGGAAUCUUUUUGGCCUCUGAAUUGGAAAGAAAUGCACACAGGAGUGGCCCUAACAGAUGAUCUGUUGGCGCAGUUGACCAGUGGCAAAAAAACUGCCAUGUCGGUGACCAUGUCCAGCCAGCAACCAAUUCUGCGUCCGGUGGAGGCAUCCACCAAAAGGGAAAGUAUUCUGAACGUUGGAGUUGACCUGACUGAUGAUCUCCUGCAUGCUAUAACAAAACAGCGGGAGCAUUCUUCCAUUCGCGGCCAUGCUACCUUAGUAUCGGGUAUUGCUCGACUCGCGAUUCAAGUGACCAGUAGAAACCAUUAUUGUUACAGGACACAGCGGUUAACCGGGCUGUACGCGAUGAAGAGGAGGCAGUUAGCUUUGGCAGGGUAUACAGUUGUAGAGGUGCCACAUUGGGAAUGGUUCCCACUGCUCCGACGCUCCCUCGCUGAGAGACUUGCUUACAUGCACUGCAAAAUUUUUAGUAGUUUUGACUCCCGACAUAAGAAAUGAUAUUUCUAGUUUUGUUGUCGUUGGUUGAUUGAUGAUGAUGAUGAUGAUGAUUUGUGGAUGUGAACUGUAAUUGUAAUAUAUAAAAAGUGAAAAUAAAACUUAAAAAGAA
This is a messenger RNA of Neoarius graeffei (lesser salmon catfish), 2665 nucleotides long. RefSeq names its product FAST kinase domain-containing protein 5, mitochondrial (gene fastkd5). The transcript is spliced from 2 exons. Gene Ontology annotation, cellular component: ribonucleoprotein granule; mitochondrial matrix. Lineage: Eukaryota; Metazoa; Chordata; Actinopteri; Siluriformes; Ariidae. Gene Ontology annotation, molecular function: RNA binding. The record is from RefSeq and is a predicted model, not a curated record. Bases 112 to 2556 code for a protein of 814 amino acids. Gene Ontology annotation, biological process: regulation of mitochondrial mRNA stability; mitochondrial RNA processing.